Messenger RNA from Pelobates fuscus (common spadefoot toad), 1425 nucleotides. RefSeq names its product platelet activating factor acetylhydrolase 1b catalytic subunit 3 (gene PAFAH1B3). Bases 187 to 867 code for a protein of 226 amino acids. NCBI's taxonomy places the organism in Eukaryota, Metazoa, Chordata, Amphibia, Anura, Pelobatidae. Gene Ontology annotation, molecular function: platelet-activating factor acetyltransferase activity. The record is from RefSeq and is a predicted model, not a curated record. The transcript has 6 exons. Gene Ontology annotation, cellular component: cytoplasm.
CACUAGGACUUCCGGGUGUAUGGGAACACUGUGCGGGCUGGGCCAUCGCGCGGCGGAUCUGGGGGGAGCUCGCCUGAGUUUGCCUUGGCAGUUGAAAAUUCACAGCGAGUAUUCCCCUCUGUGAGUGGUUAAUGGUGCGCUCCAGGAGGGAGGAUUCCAGGGCUGGAGACAGUGAAGGAGGACACCAUGUGUGACGGAGAGCAAAACCCCGCUGCCAUUCCCACUGCGAUGCCAGACACUCAAGGCGAUGGGCGUUGGAUGUCACUGCACAACCACUUUAUGACAAGCAGCAAAGACAAGGAACCGGAAGUGGUGUUUAUAGGGGAUUCCAAUGUCCAGCUCCUUCACCAGUUCGAGAUCUGGAGGGAACUUUUUUCCCCGCUCCAUGCCCUGAAUUUUGGUGGGGUUGGAGAUGGGACUCAGCACAUUUUGUGGCGUCUGGAAAAUGGGGAAUUGAAGCAUAUUAAACCAAAGAUCAUCGUGUUGUGGGUAGGUACAUAUAACCAGGGUCACAGUGCCGAGCAGAUUGCGGGUGGAAUUGAGGCAAUCGUGGCGAGUCUGGGCAAAAGUCAGGUUCAAGCCAAGGUCAUCGUUUUGGCUUUACUUCCACGUGGUAAAAACCCAAAUCCUCUGCGGGAGAGGAACAUGCGUGUCAACGAGCUGUUGGCCAAAACAUUGCCCUCCAAGCCCAAUGCUAUUCUCCUGAAUGUAGAUCCAGGUUUUGUGCAUUCCGAUGGCACCAUCAGUCACCACGACAUGUAUGAUUAUCUGCAUCUGACCCGGCACGGAUACGCACGCGUGUGCCAGACCCUGCACCGCACACUACUCCAACUAAUGGAUGGUAGGGUGAAGACCACGGAACAAUAAACAAACCCUUUGGAGAAGGGGUUGGAAAGGCCAGAGGACCAGAACUGCCCUGGAGGGAUGUCGGGGCGACACCUUGCCAGUAAACUACAGAAGUCAAAUGUCCCCGACGAGGCAUGCGCUGAUGUAAUCUUUUCCAUAGGGUACAAGAUUGAUGUUAAAUUAGAUGACGGGUAACAACUUCUCUUGGUUCAGUACAGGCUAUUUGCUCAGGGGUUCUGUGCACCUACCACGUUCUAGGAUCCUACUUCUUCCACCCCUUCUAAAAUGACCUAAUGCUACAUCUCUUUUGUUUUUAUGUCCUUUGUACAGUAUAUGUUAUGUUGACGUUUUUGCUUUUGUAUAAUUCAUGAAAAAUAUUGUAGUUUUUUUUUUUGUCACUUAAAAAGUGAGAGAACAUAUUGACCAAACUUGAUGACCCCAAGGUGCUCUGUCUUGCUCCAAGUUGUCCUUCCAACUAGAAACCUCCUACAGCUUUCCAUAAACUGUGUAUACAUUUUACCUUGUUGGCAUUUAUUUCUAUUAUUUAAAUAAACUAACAGCAUUGUAUGCCAGUUCUGA